Messenger RNA from Solanum lycopersicum (tomato), 2194 nucleotides. RefSeq names its product UDP-glucuronate:xylan alpha-glucuronosyltransferase 2-like. Gene Ontology annotation, biological process: xylan biosynthetic process. The record is from RefSeq and is a predicted model, not a curated record. Gene Ontology annotation, molecular function: glycosyltransferase activity. Lineage: Eukaryota; Viridiplantae; Streptophyta; Magnoliopsida; Solanales; Solanaceae.
ACAAGUAAACAACACUUGGAGCUUUCUUAGUAGUUCUAAUUACUUAUUCUUUAAUCUUUUCAUAAUUAGGCCUCCUCUCUGUCUCUCUAACAACUAUUGCCAAAUCCCUCUUAAAUAUAUGUUAAUCACUCAAUUUUAAAUUAAUCAACUAUCUUACUUGCUCACUAAAACUAUUAUUAUUUUUAUUAAGGUUGGAGAGAGUGAAAAUUUCACAUUUUAUUAUAUAGUACAAAGAAAAACUAAGCACUCUCCUUUGUAUACACAACAUACCAAAAAAAGAAAAAUGAUUAUGAAGUCCCUUCCUUCUAAAGCAUUGAUCAUAAAAAUCAACUUAGUUUUUUUGGCUUGUUUCUUGAUUGGUUAUGCUGCUAUUCUUCUAAAGCCAUCAACUUAUGUUUAUCAUGAAUAUGCAACAUCUCUUGUUAGAUGUUCAUUGAGAGAAUGUCAUCAUAAGGUAAGGGAGAAGGAGGGAUAAAGAUGAAAGCAGUAUUAGAAGAAAAAAUAGUUAUGAAUGAAGAGAAAAGGAUGGUAUUAAAGCGCGAAAAGCCGAGUUUUUUAAAUAAAAUGGGGAGAGGAAUGAAGAUAGGAAUGGUAAAUAUGGAAGGUGAAGAUGUUAGUGAAUGGAAAAUCUAUGGCCAAAUAACAAACAUAAAAUUCGAGAAAGUCUCGAAUUUAUUUGAAUGGAAAGAUAUUUUUCCAGAAUGGAUAGAUGAAGAAGAAGAAAUGGAUGGACCAAUGUGUCCUGAAAUACCAAUGCCAAAUUUUAACAACUAUAGAGAUAAUAUGGAUAUGUUAGUUGUUAAAUUACCAUGUAAGUAUCCACAAGAAGGAUGGGGAAGAGAUGUUUAUAGGUUACAAGUGAAUCUUGUGGCUGCAAAUUUGGCUGUGAAAAGAGGAAAUGGAAAGAAAAUGAAAUUGAUUUUUUUGAGCAAGUGUAGACCUAUGGUUGAAAUGUUUAGAUGUGAGGAGUUAAAGAAAAAAGAAGGUGAUUGGUGGUAUUAUGAGUCAAAUAUGGAUAAAUUGGCUCAAAAAGUUUCACUGCCUAUUGGUUCUUGUAUGUUGGCUUUGCCUCUAUGGGGAAAAGAAAUCAAUGAAGUGUAUGAUAUAUCGAAAAUAGAAAGAAGCACAAAGGUACCAACGCGAGAAGCUUAUGCGACGGUUCUUCAUUCAUCAGAAACAUAUGUUUGUGGUGCAAUAACAUUAGCUCAGAGUCUUCUUCGAACUGGAACCAAACGGGACCUAAUUCUUCUGCUGGAUAACAGUAUUUCUGAAUCUAAACGCGACGCGCUUAUAAAAGCAGGGUGGAAGCUCCGGUUCAUAAAGAGGAUAAGAAACCCUAGAGCUGAGAAAAAUACGUAUAACGAGUAUAAUUACAGCAAGUUCAGGUUGUGGCAGCUUACGGAUUAUGAUAAAAUCAUUUUCAUUGAUGCUGAUAUCAUCGUUCUUCGUAACAUUGACCUCCUUUUCCAUUUUCCUCAGAUGACCGCUACAGGUAACGAUGCAUCAAUCUUCAAUUCCGGAAUAAUGGUGAUCGAGCCAUCAAAUUGCACCUUCAAAAUGUUCAUGAAACGUACAAAAGAGAUCAUUUCAUAUAAUGGAGGUGACCAAGGUUUCCUUAAUGAGGUAUUUGUAUGGUGGCAUAGGUUGCCUAGAAGAGUUAAUUUCUUAAAGAAUUUUUGGUCAAAUAAUUCGAAUGAGGUCAGCGUUAAGAAUCAACUAUUCGCGGCAGAUCCUCCAAAAGUAUACUCGAUACAUUAUCUCGGGUUAAAGCCUUGGGUAUGUUACAGGGACUACGAUUGUAAUUGGGAUAUAGGUGAUCAACGUGUUUAUGCUAGCGAUAUCGCGCAUGAGACAUGGUGGAAAUUACAUGACUCAAUGGAUGAGAGUUUACAAAAAUUUUGUGGAUUGACAGAGCAAAGGAAAAUUGAAUUAGAAUGGGAUAGAAAAUUGGCUGGAAAAAUUGGAUUUGAAGAUGAACAUUGGAGGAUGAAUGUUACUGAUCCUAGAAAAUUUUCUUGAAUUUUUUUAAAUUUUUUUUAUCAUCAAUGUUUUUUUUUUAUCAUUUAAUAUGUAUGCUACUAUAUAUAGUAGUACUUUUGCACAGAGUACUUAUGAACAUGGCCUUCAUGCACUAUUUAUUCAUGUGUAUAUAGAGGAUGCUUGUUCAUUUUUGGAACAUGAAAAUUGUUUAGCU